Messenger RNA from Ooceraea biroi (clonal raider ant), 3117 nucleotides. Its product is annotated as WD repeat-containing protein CG11141. Lineage: Eukaryota; Metazoa; Arthropoda; Insecta; Hymenoptera; Formicidae. Gene Ontology annotation, molecular function: protein binding. The record is from RefSeq and is a predicted model, not a curated record.
AAGAACGUGGUUACAAUUCACUUGUCAACGUAAUAAAGUUAAUCCAUUAUUCUAAGCUUCGCUUAUUCCUAGUAAACUCAUUGAAGGCAAGAAAUUUCGUUGCCUCAUCAACAUGCAAUCACAACAUUAGCAAUCAACUAAUUUUAAGUCACGGAAAUUAUUGUUAUCCAGUGAGCUGCGACGUGACAAUCAUCGCUGACCGUGCGACUGCAAUAUCGUUUAUUGUGUGUACGUACACUCGUAAGCGCGAGCUCUUGCAAUGACGCACUUACACGGUGUUAAAAAGGAAGAAAUUUAGUGUGUCGGUCUAAAUGAUAAAAAUGAUCGAACUGCACAAUUCAUCCUUCAUUUCACAUUGAAAUAAGUGACAAUAUUGUUGAAUGCACAGUUAUAAUAAUGACAACGCCUAUGUGUGAGGAUGGUGGACCAUUGAGAGAAUGGGCGCCACUUUCUAUUCUAUUGCAACAGAUACCUGCGAAAAAACAAAAUGGGAUUUUUAUGCAAGAUAUCAGUUUUACCUGUAUUGCUGUCUUACCUGAGUUUAUUGCUAUUGGAACUAACCAUGGGUUAAUUUAUUGGUAUAACAGAGAAAAGCAGGAUCUUCAAAGAUUACGUUGUGAGAAUGCAAACUCCAAAGUUACGUGUAUAAAAGUGAUAUCUACGGUUGAUUACAUGAUUGCGGCUGGUAACGAGCAAGGCGUCAUUACGAUCUUUCAAAUCCCAAAGAGUCCACCAGAUUCAUUACCAGAGACUUUAAAACCAAAGCAGAAGAAACAAGUGGAGAGGUACAGUAUAAGCGGACUGCACAAUACUACGCUAACGGCAGUAGAAUGGUCGAAAAAUGGCAUGAAAUUAUUUAGUGGAGAUAAAGAUGGCCUAGUGGUAUUAACAGAAAUUGAUUUUUAUAUGCAUCUGUCGAAAUCGUCCAAAUUGUUGAAUGAAAAAUAUCCUAUAAUACAAUUGAGCUACCAGCAAGGUCUAUUAUUAGUGUCCACUACAUUGCGUACAAUUUUGGUGAAUAGAAAUGAGAAUGGAAAAGUGACGCAAGUCGGCCAGAAAGAGCGUAAAACAUUAGGAAAAUUGGGCGCGAUAUUUGGUUCUCGACAAAAUUAUGCACAAGAGCCAGUAAUUUAUGCAAGUAGACCAGGAUUGCGUUUAUGGCAAGCUGAUAAAGCUGGGAUUGUGCUAAAAACGCUCAUAUUUAAGGACGCAGUUCGAUCGAGUCACACAGAAGUAGCGUUGUUAAAUCCUGCGCCUGAGGGGUCAAAAAAGAAUCGUGGAGAGCCUUCAUUCGGCAUUGUAUUACCAUUUUGUGAUGAUUUAUUAGUAACAUACUGUGAUGACGUAGUCUACGUAGUAAAUCCGAAUACUAUUGCUAUAACGUCGAUCGUGAAUGAUUUACGACACGUUACUGACGUGUCUUGCACUAAAGAUGAAAUAUUUAUAUUGGAAGGAGAGAGAAAUAUUUUACGUAUAGCUUAUUACCCUGAAAAUAAUACUUUUGUAUCCGGAGAAACAAAAAUUGCAUUGGAUCCUUUGUCAUCAUUCGCUGAAUAUAGUAAACCUGUUACCGAUGGUAUAUUAGAAUUGACUUGGAAAUUAAAAGAAAAUAGCAUAGUACCAGCUAUUCCUUUUGCCAAAAUUAGUCCAACGAACAUUAUUCAGUCUGUGGGCAUUGUACCAACUGUUACUGUCGGUACCGAUGUCGAUAUAACAAAUGCCGAAGAAGCUGUAGAAAUACCACCGAUAGUCCCAAUAAAUUUGAGCACUCCACUUAUAACGGACAUUAAUAAAAUACCAGAACAUAACGAUACCAGCGAAAGAAAAAAGGCGGAAGAAGCAAGAAAUAAUGAUCGUCGAGAGAUAUUCCAACGAAUUGGACAACAAGAAUUUGAGGACGUUGUUUUUACGCCUGAGAAAAGGCAGAAGAAAUCUCGAAGUAGAACAGCGAACGGAAACGAAGAUGCAUUAUCGUCCAGUAAUACCGACUAUUUAUCAAGUAAUUUGGACGUUAAUCAUGCAAACAUUAGUAAAACCACAACAACUCGUUCCUCCAUAAUGCAACUGAGUUUUGAUGACGAUUUUAUUUUGAAGUCAGAUCGAGAUCUAGAAACGAUACAACGAGACGUAGAAAAUAAAGAGAGACUGUUAGCGGAUGUUCUUGAUUUCGAUUUGUCCAAAUAUAUGACGAGCAAUCGAACGGAUAAAGAUCAUACAGACGCCAUAACGAGCAUUAAUUGUAACGUACAUUCCAGUAAUAUAGUUAACGAAGAACAGAAUACUCGUACAGACAACGACAGUGAACAGAACGAUUGUGCAGAAAUCGAAUCGGGAGAGGAAGAUGUCAGCUAUCGCACCGAAUUACAGCGAUUGGAAGAUCUCGGGGAAUGCAGAAAAAUUUUGUUGCAGAAUAAAUUGGACGAUGUACCGCUGAUUAGUGAUAAUUCUGUUGAUAUUCGACAAGUACCGGCGAUCGAUCGGGACGAGUUGGAACACCAAUUCAACACUUUGGCAAAAGAAUGUGCUACAAGUGCAAUUCUUGAAGAAGAAGAAGAUUGGGUCUUGGUCAAAGAAGAUAUACCAUCAAUCACAAUGUUUUAAGAAAACUUGUACAGAAAUUGCCUCCAACACGUAUACACGUGUAUCUUUCCACAAGCAAAUUGUUAAAAAAAAUAAUAGUUAAAUACUCAUGUGACGUGACAACAAUAACUUUGUUAAACUUUCAUUUCUCUGGCCGUUAUCAAACCCCGAUAAUAUAUAAAUUAUUGAACAAAAUAGGAAUACAUACACACGCACAUGUACUCAUCCAUUCUACUGCGCGCGCGCACACAUACACACACACACACACAUUCAUACUUUGAAUUCAAUCAUGGGUAUUAUAUAUAUAAAAUUAAACACGUUGACAAAUUAUGAUUAUACAUAAUCAUAAUAUAUGCAUUUCUGAAGAUGUGCAAUUGAUAAUCUUCACAAAAUAGAGAAAAUUAUAUUCUAAAGUAAAAUUUUGCAAAAAAAGUACUAGUCAUUACUACAAUCUUAUCUUUUAGCGAUUAAUGUUGUUAUGUUUCUAAUUAACAGAUGAGAUAUUUUACAAAUUAAAUAAAAUAUAAACUUAUUAAA